Messenger RNA from Mollisia scopiformis, 1683 nucleotides. RefSeq names its product DUF647-domain-containing protein. Lineage: Eukaryota; Fungi; Ascomycota; Leotiomycetes; Helotiales; Mollisiaceae. The transcript has 7 exons. The coding region runs from base 200 to 1618 and encodes 472 amino acids. The record is from RefSeq and is a predicted model, not a curated record.
GAAGAUCCUCUUUCUUGAUUGAAUAGUAAUAUUAAUGAAAGACAAGAUAAGACCUAUUCCCCGCUUCAUCUCUUAAAACGAAACGUAGCCUCCACACACCACUUCCUCCGUUGAAUCAAUCUUAACGAAAAGACAGGUUUUCCACAAUCCAUUACUGAUUGAUGAGAAUAUGUGAAAGUUAUCACACCGGCCUCUCAGCAUGGCUCAGAAACCCAUCUCAGACUCUCAUAUCGAGAUCGAGGAGACGGACCAAGCAAACAACCUCGUAGCAACCUAUAUCACAAGCCCUUCAGGAGAGAAAGGCAGACGAGUCGAUAUUAUCAUACCUCGAGACUCGACUAACUAUGCGAGAAGUAUUCUGAAUGCGUUUUUGCCUGCGGGCUACCCACAUAGCGUCACGAGUGAUUAUCUGGAGUAUCAAAUCUAUGACUCACUGCAAGCAUUUUCAAGCUCAAUUGCGGGCAUGCUAUCUUCAAGAGCAGUAUUAGAAGGAAUCGGUGUCGGAGACUCAGGCGCAUCACCAACCGCAGCACUUCUCCUCUCCGUCCUACAAGAAAGCAUGGGCCGAAUCGCCACGAUUCUCUUCGCCCAUAGACUCGGCACUUCGCUCGAACCUGAAUGCAAGAUGUAUCGAUUAGCGGCUGAUAUUUUCAAUGAUGCUGCCAUGAUACUCGAUUGUCUGUCUCCGGCUCUUCCAAAGGCAUCAAGAGUCAUGUUGUUGAGUCUUUCAAGUGUGCUUCGAGCUUUGUGCGGUGUGGCAGCCGGAAGCUCGAAAGCAUCGUUGAGUGCUCAUUUUGCUACCCAGGGCAAUCUUGGGGAGUUGAAUGCGAAAGACUCUAGUCAGGAAACCAUCAUCUCCCUUCUGGGUAUGCUCGCUGGGAGUUUGGUUGUCUCCCGGAUCUCCACAAAACUGGCUACCUGGACAGCCAUGAUCUUCUUAUUAGCAAUCCAUCUAGGCACGAACUAUCUAGCAGUCCGUGCAGUCUGCAUGCGGACACUUAACAGACAACGAGCCAACCUAGCAUUUUCCACUGCACUGGAUCAUGUUGAAAAACACGCCGAUAAUAACAAUCUCUGGAGAGGCCUCAUAGCCCUCGAUACGUUACUCGGCCCAACUCCGAACGAUAUACGCCGUCGAGAGCGUGUGUUCGAAGAAGAUGGUGUUUUGAGAUGGAAUGGCGAAGCCCUUGGACAUUGCAAAGUAGGAGUCGACCUCGGGACUUUACUGAGCUGCUUCAAUAGGAAGGAUGAAACUACAGGGAGCUACACAGACGCUCCUGACUUUGGACGAUUACUGACUAUAUUCAAUGACGUUCCAUACAUCAUUUGGUUUGAUGAGCCGAACAAAAUGUUCUUGGUUGUGUUGGGGAAGGAUGCGAGUCCUGAAGCGGAACUUUCUGCAUGGCUCUUUGCCUUGUACUUUGCUAAGCAUGGUAAAGAAAAAGACGAGGUGUUGUUAGAUGCUCUUAAGCGGACUCUGGAGAAGAUCCGUGGAAUUGAUAGAGGGAUUCUAGGUCACUUGGAAAGGGUUGGCUGGGAUACCAAAACAUCUGCGUUGGAGACACAAUCAGGUACAAGGAUCAAGAGACCCGCUCAUCCUCAAGGUUUCAGGUAUUAAGAUACUUUAGACUAUUGCCAUUUAACUGUCUACUUUUACUGCAUUAUUCAAGCUAAAGAUUGUUG